Brenthis ino (lesser marbled fritillary) is the source of this 573-nucleotide messenger RNA. The record is from the annotation of a GenBank genome assembly. NCBI's taxonomy places the organism in Eukaryota, Metazoa, Arthropoda, Insecta, Lepidoptera, Nymphalidae.
AUGCCCCCAGCGGGAUUCCAACCCGUAACCGCUGGAACAGCAAGGAUGUGGGACUUGCGAAGGUAUUUCGAAAUCCGUUAUCUUUACGUGAACACGUUAGAGUUCGAAGUGGGAUAUCUCACACACGAGAUCAUCUAUCGAUAUCAGCUGGUCUUAGAGCUGUACCAGAUGGUGGAGAGGAGGUUCAUGCCACUUCAAAAUCUGAACAUCGCAUCUACGAGUUAUAUGCUUUAUAUAUAUACCAACAUCUUGAUGCACAGUAAGACCAUCAUACAUUUGUGCAAUAUGAUGCAUGAAUUAAAACGAAAAUACAAAAGCAAUAAAAAGAAGAGUGUAUUUGAUGACUAUUUUAUACCGGAUAAAAAAUACGGAUCCAAUGAUUCUCUGAAACCAGGUCUAACCGAAGAAGAACUCCAUAAAAGAUGGCUUGAAAAAAAAAGAAAACAGGAAAAAAAGAGAGCAAAGGAACGUAAAAAAUACUACAAGCAAAUGAUGAAAUUUGGUUUCACCACAUCUAGAAAACCGACUUCGCCUAAAAAGGGGUGGGUAGUUUUAUUAAUAAUAAUAUCCUUC